Messenger RNA from Drosophila grimshawi, 2405 nucleotides. It is a transcript of the gene SMSr, whose product is annotated as sphingomyelin synthase-related 1. Lineage: Eukaryota; Metazoa; Arthropoda; Insecta; Diptera; Drosophilidae. Gene Ontology annotation, cellular component: Golgi membrane; endoplasmic reticulum membrane. The transcript is spliced from 4 exons. The record is from RefSeq and is a predicted model, not a curated record. Gene Ontology annotation, biological process: ceramide biosynthetic process. Gene Ontology annotation, molecular function: ceramide cholinephosphotransferase activity; sphingomyelin synthase activity. Bases 229 to 2073 code for a protein of 614 amino acids.
GUGUUUUUUUUUUGGGGAAAGACAAACGCAAAAUUAUGUGUCGCUGAUACGCAAAGCGCAAUAGCUGAUAGACGCUUACAAUGCUGCACUCGUGAAAUAUAACAAAAACCUAUCAAUAUCCAUUGAUAAUCCGCGAAAUCUGUACAAUUUAGAUACCCAAAGGAGAGGGAGAGCGAAAGAGAGAGAGAGAGAGGGAGAAUCAGAGUGAGAGAAUAGAAAGCUUUAACAAUGUGCGACAAUGACGGUGAAAUUUGUGAGUCAGCCGUGCAGGCAUCGCCGGCAAAGGCACAACUGACAAUUGCCGCCACCCAAACGGAUGCCCAAUUCCAGGAUCUGAAACAACAACACCAACAACAACACACGAGAAAUGGAACACAGCAAACGCAUUGCAUGCGCUCCAACGUUCCAGAUAUACUGGAAAUCGAUCAAUGGCAUGUGGAAGAAGUGGAGCUUUGGGUCUGCAGCAACAUGGAGCACUUUUCCACGGAGCUGCUCGACUGUUUGCGUCAUGAGGCAAUCGAUGGCCAAGUGUUGCUGGCGCUAACCGAACGCGAUGUUUGCGAUAUGCGCUAUAAGCUCAACUACAAACUCACCAUUGGAGAGAUGAAAAAGUUCUGGCUAACGGUAUUUGAGCUGCAGCUGCACUGGAAGCAGGAUAAACGGCAACAGCAAGAACAGCAAGAGCUUCAGCAACAAGACUAUUAUCAGAAGUCGACGCAUGGACACCCAAUUAAUCAUAAUUCGGAGCCACAUGCUUUGCACUCAUUUGCCACAGUUGGUGGCAACUGUUGCCUGCCACUGUUGCAGGCUGCUGUCGAUCCAUGUCCCUGUCCAUCAGCCGCCGUCGAUUAUACGAGCAUUGUCAACGAGGGCGACUCAUUCCGGCAGAAGGGCAAACGUUGCGUUGCCCCCGAAUAUUUUAAGACCGCAAUAAGUUUAGGGUAUUCGUUUAUGGUUACAUGGAUAACAUCGUUUGUGAUGGUGAUUGUGCAUGAGCGUGUGCCCGAUAUGAAACGAUAUCCACCGUUACCCGAUAUCUUUCUUGAUAAUGUGCCUCACAUCCCGUGGGCAUUUAAUAUGUGCGAAAUAACGGGAUCGCUGCUGUUCUCCGUGUGGUUCUUUGUGCUCAUCUUUCACAAGUAUCGAAUGGUGUUGUUGCGUCGCUUCUUUGCACUGGCCGGCACCGUUUUUCUGCUGCGCUGUGUGACCAUGCUAAUCACAUCGCUCAGUGUGCCCGGCACCCAUUUGCAGUGUAAUCAGAAAGAUUUUGCCAUAGAUGAUCCGAAUGUGGAUGUAUUUGGCGCAUUGGUUAUACGGAUGACGCGUGCCUAUCGAAUCUGGAGCGGACUGGGCAUGUCCAUACAGGGUGUGCGCACGUGUGGCGAUUAUAUGUUUAGCGGUCAUACUGUCGCCCUAACGCUGCUUAACUUUUUCAUCACGGAAUAUACGCCACGGAAUCUUUACUUUCUGCACACGUUGACCUGGCUGUUGAACAUGUUUGGCAUCUUCUUUAUACUGGCUGCCCAUGAGCAUUAUUCGAUCGAUGUCUUUGUUGCGUUCUAUAUAACAUCCCGUCUGUUUCUGUACUAUCAUACACUGGCCAACAAUCGGGCUCUCAUGCAAAGCGAUUCGACACGCACCCGCAUCUGGUUUCCGAUGUUCAGUUAUUUUGAGAAUUCGGUGGAUGGCAUCAUACCCAAUGAGUUUGAUACGCCUGGCUCACUUAUUGAUGCGCUGCUGCAACAGUUAGUCCGUUUCAAGGACGAAAUCCGCUCAAUCUUUCAAAGCUUUUGGUUGUCGAAGAUUGCGUUUGCGUCGGGCAAAUCAUCGUGGUUCAUGUUUGGCAACUCCGAGUUGGACUCACGAAAUCAUAUGCAUACAAGUGUCUCCAAUUAUUUGUCACCGACGCAAUCGCUGCUCAGCACAAUAGCGUCUCCUUCAGUGCCGCAGCAGCAGCAGAAGGGGACAUCGAUUGAUGCCGGCGUCAAUCCUUUUGCCGAUGGUGGCGUUGCGGCGGAAACGCUGAUAAAUAAUGAUUUGAGAACACCUUUGACGGAGAAGAAGGUGCUGUGAUUGAUUUUGCUGAUUGUCGAGUCUUCCAAAACAGGAUUCAAAAUUCUUAUUUCUUUAUCGUCGUUCUUCAAAAAGAGAUUACGGAAAAACAAAAACACAAAAACAAACACACACCGACUGAUAAUUUUUACAUGAAUUGUUAUUUGAAUACUUUUCUCACAUGCAGCAGCAGCAGCACCUGUAUAUCUGUAUUAUCUACUAUAAUAACACACUCGUAGUGCCUUCCGGGUAGUCUCAACUCUGCACAGCAAGCCCUCACUUCUCUUUAGGUAAAUAACAUAUUUGAUUUAAAAACAUUGAAUUAAUAUAUAUACAUAUUUUUAUAUAUAUAU